Molecule: messenger RNA, 8851 nt
Organism: Xyrauchen texanus (razorback sucker)
Lineage: Eukaryota; Metazoa; Chordata; Actinopteri; Cypriniformes; Catostomidae
Gene: zbtb7a
Product: zinc finger and BTB domain containing 7a
Exons: 4
Coding region: 232-1986 (584 amino acids)
Biological process (GO): regulation of transcription by RNA polymerase II
Molecular function (GO): DNA-binding transcription factor activity, RNA polymerase II-specific; RNA polymerase II cis-regulatory region sequence-specific DNA binding; protein binding
Source: RefSeq, a predicted model, not a curated record
GCCUGCCUGUGUAUCUAGGGCCACUCGGAAGUUUCCUGUCUGCAGUUGCUCCAGAGCAGGGCCCUGCCCAGACACGGAGGCAGGCAGGCAGGCAAGCGAGUAGGCAGGGGGGAGACUGAGCUGACCCACAGGGAAACAAAUUGUAGCUGGCCGACAGGCAGACGAACAGGCGGCAGAACGGACGGACGGGCGGCGGCUGCGAUUGACGGCUCGGCGGCAGGCUGGUGGAAAAUGUCGUCAGGAGCUGGUGGGCGGGGAAGACAGCAAUGUAGAGCCUCCGGGAGUUCAGGCUUGGUGGAGGAAGGUCCAGUGGGCAUCCCCUUCCCUGAGCACAGUGCUGACCUGCUGGGCAGUCUCAACCAGCAAAGGCUAAGUGGGCUGUUGUGUGAUGUGUUGCUAGUGGCCCAAGAGAGAGAAUUCCCUGCCCACCGCUCCGUAUUGGCCUCCUGCAGCACCUACUUCCACAAGCUUUUCACCUCGGGUCUGGCUGCUGACCGUCAAAGAGUCUAUGCACUGGACUUUGUGCGGCCUGAAGCGCUGGCUGCCCUCUUGGACUUUGCUUACACAGCCACACUCACAGUCAGUCGCAACAGUGUGGUUGACAUCUUAAGCGCUGCCCGUGUGCUCGAGAUCUCACCCAUCCAAGAUGUCUGCACACACCUGCUGGACACCAAAGUGCUCUCCCCGCCGGCGGGCAGUGAGCAAGAAGAUGACGAGGAAGAAGAAGAGCGAGGAAAGAAUGGAAGAGAGCAGGGCAUCCGGCUGCGUGCCCGCGAGUAUCUGGAGUUCUUCCAGAGGGGGGCGCAUUGGGGUAGCAACUGCAGCACACCAGAGCUCAGGGACCUGCCCACACACCUGCACUUUAGCCAACGUAACAGUGCUGACAGUAAUGGCACGCCCACCGGCCCUGCUGACAGCUACUCCCCACUGGCCCAAGUCUUAGCGCAGCCGCCUCGUGCACCUGAAGACAAUGAUGCUGAUGAGGAACACCAUGACGGGGCUUUGGUUCGAGGGAAAGGUGCACAGGCUCUGAUGUCCUUUUAUGCUCCCACACAGAAUGGACAUUUCUACCUCCAUCAAGCAGAGCCCAAAUCAGAAAGAGAGGUGGAGGUGGCAGGCGAGCGGGAACAUGAGCGAGGCCCAGCCAGUGCUUUGCUACAACAGAUGAUGGACUCUUUAGAGCGGAAAAGGGAGCAGCCCACAACAGGUGGUGGGGGUGAGGAGGACGGGCCGGAGGGUGAAGAGCCGGAUGUGGAAUUUUACUUGAAGUACUUCAAUAGUGCGCAGCAUGAAGAGGCCGCCAGUGCCCCCAUCUCACCAAGUCUGCUACCACUAUGGUCGAUGAGGGGCAGCGGAAGUGGGAACCAAGCGACUGGAGGGGGUAACAGUGGUGAAAGGAAAAUGCGCUCUAAGGCCUUCCAGAAAUGCCCCAUCUGCUUCAAGGUCAUCCAAGGCGCAGGCAAGCUUCCACGCCACAUUCGUACACACACAGGAGAAAAGCCCUACGAGUGCGCCAUCUGCAAAGUGCGAUUCACAAGGCAGGACAAGCUAAAGGUUCACAUGCGCAAACAUACGGGAGAGAAGCCUUACCUGUGUACUCAGUGUGGUGCCGCCUUCGCCCAUAACUACGAUCUGAAGAAUCACAUGCGCGUACACACGGGCCUGCGACCCUACCAGUGCUCCAGCUGUUUUAAAACCUUUGUGCGGUCAGACCACCUCCACCGUCAUCUCAAGAAAGACGGCUGCAACGGCAUCCCAUCCCGACGAGGCCGCAAGCCACGCAUACGAGAUCCUGAGCUCCUGGAAGGUCCUCUGGAACUCCAUGGUCCAGAAGCAAAUAUUGAGAGAGGUCAACGUUGUCUAGAUGGGGGCAGCGGAACAUCGCUCAUUGAGGAAAAUCAUGGUAGUCGCACACACAGCCCCAUUGCUGAUGGGGAAGGUAGCGAAGAUUUGACCUUAGGACAAAGGGACUCUGCAACUACAUGAAUCAAACUUCGUUAGAGAGGUCUUCACUCGAAAACCAGAGGAAGAAUAAAACAGAAAAAUAAGAAUCAAACAAAUUGUUUUUAAACUACAUGGUCCUCUUUAAAAAAAAAACAAAUCAGGGUGUCAAGCAAAUCUAAUCUCCUAGAUUCUUUUUCUCCUUUUUAGCUUUUGCAUUCCAUAUAGAGACUUAACCAUCGAGUUACUGGUCUGUUGAAAGAGCGAAGAGCACUUCAAACCACUCACCCGUGCUGUCAACAUCUUUCUGGGUCUUUUUUUGGUCUUUUUUGUAACAUUGGCAUAAUGGCCUAGCCAUAUGCGUAUGAGAAAAAGCUACUAUGCAGUUAAAAUAUGUUCCUCAUCUCUGGGUUGCAUCUAUAGGGCCUUGUCUCAAAAUAGUUAGGUGUCAAACACCAUGCUGACUGCUGUUUCAGCAGGUUGGCUAUGAAUGGUUUAAGAAGUGACCAAGGCAACCAAUAAAUCUCUUUUUCUAAUGCAAUGAGCAACAUGUACAUACACGAUGAAAAUAAUUAUAUUGUCUCAGAUUGCUAUAUAUGCAAUAUUCUGAUGCAGCACCUUUUUUCUAAAUGUUUCAGAAAGAAUCAGACAGGGGUUUGAUUUAAAGUGUUACUUUCUCUAUAAAAUAUGUUUUUUGAGAAUUUGUCUGUUUAUGAUUUAAAAGGUUAACUUUUUGAGUAAAAUCCACAUUCUCAUUAAUUUGUUUCAGGCAGGGAGAGGGUAAGAGAAGGGAUGAGGUCCUGUGUUUUUAAAGCACUACCUUCACCUUAUCGCCACUGGGCACAAUCAUGUUAAAUCUUACCUCUCAUGGGCCUGCUUUUCCUUAUUGGCAGUCUUACUUGCAUCAUUCUUAUUUUUGGGAUUGUCUUAAUAUUUGGUUAUUAUUGAUGUUUUUAUUUUCCUUUGAGUUGACUAUUUUGGGUACUUGACACUUUACAUUUGUAUACGUGUGUAUAUAUUAGGUUGUAAUGUUAUGAAACCCUUUAUAAGAGAUAUAUUGCAGAUAGAUAGGGUUACAUCUUCUUUUAGCUUCACUCCAGGUUUCUUACUGAGUUACGUUUGCAGGGGUAAAUACGCUGUUUUAGAGCAUUCUAAUUGAGAAACCCAUUUUUCCUAAACUGCACUUAAUCAAACCUAGAAGUUUCAUCCCAAAGUAUAAAUUGUGAUAAACUUCAUUUUGAGUGUUUCCACAGGAGUGAAACUGUAUGCAACAGAGGAGUGAGGGCACCACUGUUAUAAACAGCUGGUGAUUACUUAGGCAGGGAAUAUUUUAUUGUUUUUUUUGUUGACAGAAAGAGAGGCGAGCACCUUUUUAUGCAUCUGAACAGCUUUACUAAAGAUAUCCAACAGAGAUAGAGAAAUAUAUAUUUAAGGAGGCAGUUUGGGUUAGGAAGAAACAAAGUGCUUAUUCAAAUUCUUUGCCCAAGGGACCACGUUAAAAAAACUGAGCGUUAAGGUGAGCAAUAAAUUAAUGUCCAAAUAAGCACACAGCUGUAGCAGAGUAAGAAGGCGGGUCCAGUUUUUAGUGUACAUCAUCCAUUAAUGCAAUAUAUACAAUGAGAUAAAAUAGCUAUACAUACAUUAUUACUCCUUUCAUGAUGCAAACGACUGGCAGAGGGUUUGGGAGAAAGAUUCCUAAAAACUGAGACUGUUAUGAAGUAAUAUGUGCUUCCUUGUGUAGAUGAGAAUGGGUGCAACUACGUCCUAUGGCCACAUCAGAGCCGGAUGACUCACUGAGAGGGGCCUGGAGCAUCAGCAGGCACUUUGUGGGCAUGUCUAGACAGGCUCCCCCCAAAAUCCAGCAGAGUGGGUGCUUUGGUUAAGUUAGGACUCUUGAUUAAAUAAGGCAAAUAUGAGGGCAAGACUUGACAAAGGUGGAUCCUUUUAUUGCUAAUAAAGUGGCGGAUUUGAAAGGAACUUACCAGGCACAUGCAUCCAAAGAGCAGCUAAUUUUUUAUCCUUACGGGAUAUUUCAAGUGGAUCCCACAUACAUGAUAAUGUGGCAAUUGAGAGGACAUUUUCAGUAUCGUUCCUUCUGCCUCUGCAGUGCUGUACCCUCUUUAUCAGUCUUUUGCACCUUAAUAAGAAAAAAAGCAAGAUUUGAAUGCACUUUGUUAUGAAGGGCACUUUUUAGUCAAAAGAAACGGGUAUUUUUAACAAAAGACCAAAUGUGAUAUAAAAAAAAAGGCCCAUUCAAGUAAUGAUGCUUAGCUUGUUUUUUGUUUUUGGCUUGUUUAUUUGCGUUACUUUCAUUAAGGUCUUGACACCAAGCUGCCAAAAAAGUUCACAGUCACUUGAGAAGAGGAAAGAGCAGGGUGAAGUCAUUGUGUUGUUGGAGGAUGUUGGUUGAUGAGAUGUUAACUGAAAAAAGCAACAAGGAGAAAUACCCCUCCAAAAUAAAUAUAUUUGUAAGCCUAAUGACCAAUUGCACUUAAAGUUAAAAUAUGAUAAAAGGUUGAAGAGUUCUCUGUUUUGUCUUAAUACAAGGAAGAGAAGUGAGAUAUGUGGCAGCAUGUAAGCGUCUACAGGGUUUUAUGUAUGAUGUACAAGUUAAAUACUCCAUUUAAAUCAUUUAGUUUCUGUCUGUGCAUUACAGUCUCUGAACAUGCAUCAAGAAGUGUCAUAGUCACUUUAAAUAUGUUGUGAAAGGCCACACCUUAAGCAUCACACUACAGUUAGUUAGAAAGUUUUUGACUGGAUGACACAGCAGAAUUAAUUCAUCUGGAAAUGUUUGUGUGCGAGCGUGUGUUUUCAUACUCCAAAACACACUGCGUUAGAAUUACAUCAUGUCUGCAUAGGUUUGUGUGGUUGCACAUUGACCAAGGCCAGCUCUGGUAUAAUUAUCAAUUCUGUUUCACUUAUGGCCUGCAAUCCAAUAUGAAGUUCACAGUAGAUGUUAAAUUUGUAAGGACAUUUCGGACCUUUGCCACAACCCAAAUGUAUCCUUCCUCGUUGCAGAAGUUGGAGUGGAAUUGUUGGGAGAAAAGCUUACUUGAGUUUCCUUUGUCUUAUUGCUGUUCUUUUUUUCUAUGAUCUUUAGUGUGAGAGUUUAAAACUUGCAAUGCUUCUUUUGUUUUAUUUUAAAAUGUGUUGCUUUGGCUUAUUUUUUUUUUAAGCAAAGAUAAUGCUAGCUGUGUGGGUGGGGUUAAGAAAGGGAGGGGCAAUGGGUUAAGUGGUGGUGGAUAAUGGGUGGGUGGCAGGUACAAAGCUUGAUAGCACUGGAAAUGUUGCUUUAGCUGAGAAAGAGUUUUUGCACUAAAAGUCACUCGUGUCCUUGUGCUUGUCCUUGGAGGAGGGGGACUGGAGAACCAGGCAAGGCCUUUUAGUUUCUGUGAAUGCAGACCCCAUUAAAUCUCCUCAAUUGACCAGUUGAAAACCAAAGUUGGCAAAGACUUGGAUUACUUGAAGUUUCUAGACUGUUCAAAGAAAAUAGAUUUUGAAUCUUACAUUAUCCUCAAUGUAAAACAUAAUUUCUCCAGGGCAAUGGCAACUGAAGUAAGUUGCUUGAGGAAAGAAACAGUAUUCAAGUAGUGGCUUAUUUCCAAUGGUUAACAGGAUCAAACCUUAAGCAUCUGUGUCUACGUAGCAGUUUGGUGGAGUUAUUAGAGGUCUGUGAGUUCACAGGAACUAAUUGGCUUUGUCUGGAGAGGGGCAUAAGCUUUGUUCAAUGGGUCCAAAAGGAAUCGGGGCAGAGUCUUGAAGCUUACUAAGUGGAGAAGGAUUGUGGAGAGAAUGUGCCUUAACAUGAAAGGAAAUUGGGAGGAUUCCUCAAAAGAUGGCUUCCAUUCCCGCUUCCCAAAUGAUUCUUGAAUACUUGUGUCAGAUUUAAAAUGCGGUUAAAAUAAAUUUAUUAUUGUGGACAGUUCUAAGAACCAAAAGGUUGUUUGUCCAGAGCUUGUCUAAUACACCUCAACUUGUAAAUACAAACCAAUUCUUAAAGUUGUCUCUUGGUAAAACUGAGUAAGGAGAUUCUGGCAUCUUCCAUUUAGCGCUGUUUAUUGCUUCCACCCCAAUGACGGACACUACACUGAGAAAGUGUCUCAAAAAUCCAUUUACAUGACUUUAGAAUAUCCAUGUAUGUAAUAUCCAAAUCUUAUUCUGUUUUGUGUCUUUAUUUGUUUAACUUAUUUGGCAGUAUGCCAAAAGCAUUAAAGAUUACAAUGACAGUGAUAACUGUAAUAAUCAUGGAAGAUAUAAGAUGCUAUUUAGAUGUUCUGGAUGGGUCGAAGCACAACUAGCUGAGGAUAACAAAAUGCAUGGCUAGAUUCACACAUUUGUUCUCACCUGACCCACUGCUGUUGGAUGCCCAGUUGGCACUUUGCACAAGGAGUGGCUCAUGGGCAGUGGGUACUAGUUUGCACAGAUCGGGGAGGGUGGGUAGCAUUUUAUGUCCAGUUGGGAAAGGCAGUGUUGUCUUAUAGUGGGCUUGGGAGAGCCUUUGUCAGGUAUUGCUGUGCCAUUAUGUGUACCUAAGGAAUUAUAGCCAUCUAACUCUUUGACUGCCUCAGCUGGUUAUGUUUCACUGAUCAAGUAGAUGUUGUGGAGAGAAAAUGUUAGAUGGUGGGAGGCAGGGGGAUUUCGGGGAUUAUGGGCCAUAAUUUAUGCUUCUCAGGUUAAAUAUAUCUGCAGUCCAUGUCCAUUUUUGUUGUUUGGUUGAAGCUAAAAUGUCGCCUUCUGUGAAAUCAAAGCUAUAUUGUACUAAAAGUACACAAUCUGAAUAUAUUAUUAUGAGUUUUGAAGAUAUGAUAUCAAAAGCCAAUUGCCCAUGUGACCACAAUACCCUAGUUUAUUUGCCUAAUAACUGAACGUUCUUGCCUAUAGAAAAAGAAUGGCAAAAAGUCAGCAUUCAGUUUUAACAUUCUAGAAUUAUGGGUUGUGUAUUAUCUUUGGCCACAUACACACUUAUCUGUUUUCAUUUGAAAAUGCAUUGAUUUUGCUACCAUUUUGCCUCUUAUCAACACUGGAACAGCAUUUUUGUCCACCAAAAAUGGAGACUUUCAAAAACAGUUUCCAUAACCGCAUACUUUGGAAAACGAUGAUGUAAGCAAACUGAAAAUGGAAGUUUAAAAAUUGUAUUAGUGAGUAUUUGGCCUUUUGUAGAUCUUAGAAUGAGGCCAAGUCCACCCGAAUAAAUUUUCGCUGCAUUUAUGCCUUUUAUCAACAUUAAAACUGUGUUUUCCUCCACUGAAAAUGGAGCACUACAAAAACGCUCUCCUUAAAGGCAUAUUUUGGAAAACCAUGACUUUAUGAAAAAAAUAAUAAUAAUUCAAAUGAUAAUGGAUUAGUGUGGAUGUGGCCAAAGACAGCGGUGAAUUUUGGGAUGGAGACAUCAAGUCUUCAACAAGUCAAGGAUGCAUUCCAUAACUUAAGAGUAAUAGUUGUUAUAACAAACAGAUACAGGUAGAAGGACAAGAAGUGGUUUCUUAAGUCUUAAAGGACUUAAAGGUUUGUUUCUCUUUUCUUCUACCAAGAAUGUCCUGAGAGUGUGUUGGGCUUCACAAAGCCAUCAAGCUGAUUGCAGUUCUGUGAUUGUAACAAAAAGCACUUUGAGAAAGGCCAUCCAGAAUAAUGUGUGCGGUCUCCUUUGAUUAUUAAUGUUGUUGUUAUUGUUAAUUUUUACAAUAUCUUGUUGAUGCUUUUUUUUUUUUUUUUUUUUUUGUUAUCUCGUGUAUGUAAUGAUUUAUUUAAAUGCAAAAACUACAUGAAAAGAAAAGAAACUUGAAUAUGCGAUUAUAUUUGGGUUAAAGUCCAUUUUAACUGCCGCCCCGAACCACACACAUACUUGGAAAGACACAGCAAAACAUAGAAUGUCAUAUGUUCAGGUUGUUGUACUUGUUUUAUUUUAGCAUUUGUUUCCCCACCCAAAUCUCAUCAAAAGAAGACUACAUUUGUUUAAGGAAUUUUUUUCCUGGGCUUUCAUGGUUCUGAAAGAGUAGAUCUAGAUUAUUAGUAUUGUUGGGGCCUAACUAUCCCAAAAAAUUCUAAUGUCCACUUAAAAGCGGUCAAGUUUGAAACACUAUUAAACUUUACUGCAUAUGGGUAGCAUACAAUAUCUCUAAUUAGUUUCCUUCUGUGUUGUUAGGUGAUAAAUCCACUAGCAUAAUGUAUUUUCCACAUUACAUAAUGUAAUUUUAGUUUUUUUUUUCUCAAGUGUGAAAUUGUCUUUUUUUUCUUUCUUUUCUGAGACAUUUAUAAGGGACUCAUUACAUACCAUAUUCCAAGCUUGCAUCUCUUGUUUAUUUAAUGUUUCUUGUAUAGAAUCUGUAGGACAGAUGCAAACUCUGCAGAGAAAACCAUAAAUAAUUUUCAGGCUUCAGGGGCACUUUUAAACACUUCUAUAUAUUUUGGGGCGGCAGAAAAAUUCCCAGAGUCUCAGGCUUGGACAGCAGAAACCCUGUUCUUUUUCGUUUUGAUUAAAUCCUGUCCUGUUCCUUUCCAUUGUCUGUCAGUGCGUGUUGAAGCUAUAGAGAUGUAUUUGAGAAUUCGGGAGAAUUUGCACUUUUGGCGAUGAAAAGAAUUUGUAUUGUAUAUGAGACCACUAAAUCUACAUCGUCUUAAUCAAACAAUUCCAUCUUGUUUUCCUUUUAUGUUUUACUCUAUUUUUAUUUUUUUUCAAAAAUAUAUCCAAAACUGUCUGACGUUUAAGAAAUAAGACAUUUCUAUUAAAAACAGAAUGUUUACGACCAUCCUGCCUUUGUCUGCUAUUUGUAUCUCUAUAUUUAAAUCUCUCUAUAUGCAUGUCUGUAGAAUGAAUAAGGUUUUUUUUGUUAUUUUGACCGAUUCAUCAGUUUUUGGACUUUAUACGGACACCUAUCUUUGUGACUGCAGCAUCAUACACAUUUUUUCAGUU